Molecule: messenger RNA, 30965 nt
Organism: Pelobates cultripes (western spadefoot toad)
Lineage: Eukaryota; Metazoa; Chordata; Amphibia; Anura; Pelobatidae
Source: the annotation of a GenBank genome assembly
GCAAGCGGCCCUAAGAAGGCUCGGCUUUUAAGACUACAAUUCCCUGCGUGCCCGCUGCGGUGAUGGUUUAGCUCUGUGAGCCAUGCUUCCCGCCCCGGUCAUUGUUACUGGAGAGCGUAGACCGGGAGGGAAUGAGUGAGAACGAGGAGUGUGGGAACCAGACGAGCUCCGGGUGUCCCAGGUAAUGUGACCCGCAUGCCUGGAGGUUAUAGAAAGCCGGGUGUGCAGCUUGCUGAACGGGGAUUGACAGCAUGCACAGGGCCUACACUCACCCUAUAACACCUUAUCCCAGAGCCUGGAGUGUGCACUCACCCUAUAACACCUUAUCCCAGAGCCUGGAGUGUGCACUCACCCUAUAACACCUUAUCCCAGAGCCUGGAGUGUGCACUCACCCUAUAGCACCUUAUCCCAGAGCCUGGAGUGUGCACUCACCCUAUAGCACCUUAUCCCAGAGCCUGGAGUGUGCACUCACCCUAUAGCACCUUAUCCCAGAGCCUGGAGUGUGCACUCACCCUAUAGCACCUUAUCCCAGAGCCUGGAGUGUGCACUCACCCUAUAGCACCUUAUCCCAGAGCCUGGAGUGUGCACUCACCCUAUAACACCUUAUCCCAGAGCCUGGAGUGUGCACUCACCCUAUAGCACCUUAUCCCAGAGCCUGGAGUGUGCACUCACCCUAUAGCACCUUAUCCCAGAGCCUGGAGUGUGCACUCACCCUAUAGCACCUUAUCCCAGAGCCUGGAGUGUGCACUCACCCUAUAGCACCUUAUCCCAGAGCCUGGAGUGUGCACUCACCCUAUAGCACCUUAUCCCAGAGCCUGGAGUGUGCACUCACCCUAUAGCACCUUAUCCCAGAGCCUGGAGUGUGCACUCACCUUAUACCACCUUAUCCCAGAGCCUGGAGUGUGCACUCACCCUAUAGCACCUUAUCCCAGAGCCUGGAGUGUGCACUCACCCUAUAGCACCUUAUCCCAGAGCCUGGAGUGUGCACUCACCCUAUAGCACCUUAUCCCAGAGCCUGGAGUGUGCACUCACCCUAUAGCACCUUAUCCCAGAGCCUGGAGUGUGCACUCACCCUAUAGCACCUUAUCCCAGAGCCUGGAGUGUGCACUCACCCUAUAGCACCUUAUCCCAGAGCCUGGAGUGUGCACUCACCCUAUAGCACCUUAUCCCAGAGCCUGGAGUGUGCACUCACCUUAUACCACCUGGAGUGUGCACUCACCAGACCUUAUCCCAGAGCCUGGAGUGUGCACUCACCCUAUACCACCUUAUCCCAGAGCCUGGAGUGUGCACUCACCUUAUACCACCUUAUCCCAGAGCCUGGAGUGUGCACUCACCUUAUACCACCUUAUCCCAGAGCCUGGAGUGUGCACUCACCUAUAGCACCUUAUCCCAGAGCUUGGAGUGUGCACUCACCUUAUACCAGAGCCUGGAGUGUGCACUCACCUUAUACCACCUUAUCCCAGAGCCUGGAGUGUGCACUCACCCUAUAGCACCUUAUCCCAGAGCCUGGAGUGUGCACUCACCCUAUAGCACCUUAUCCCAGAGCCUGGAGUGUGCACUCACCCUAUAACACCUUAUCCCAGAGCCUGGAAUGUGCACUCACCCUAUAACACCUUAUCCCAGAACGUGGAGUGUGCACUCACCUUAUACCACCUUAUCCCAGAGUCUAGAGUGUGCACUCACCUUAUACCACCUUAGCCCAGAGCCUGGAGUGUGCACUCACCCUAUACCACCGUAUCCCCGAGCCUGGAGUGGGCACUCACCCUAUACCACCUUAUCCCAGAAAUAUAGUGAAAUCUUACUUUUAGUCAAGUCUACUGCUGCUGGCUCUGCCUCUGACCUGCCUGCUUGGCUGACAUCAGCAGUGAUUCUCUGAGCCAAUCACAAUGCUUUCCCAUAGGAUUGGCUGAGACUGUCAAGUAGGCAGAUCAGGGAAGGAAGCACCUCUAGUAGCCAUCUGAGGAGUGGCCAGUGGAGGUAUCCUUAGGAGGCUGUGAUGUAAAUACUGCAUUUUCUCUGAAAAAACUAUUUACUGUAAAAAACCUGAAGGGAAUGAUAUUUACCAGACCAAAUAUAUAAUGUAAAAUUAAUUGUAUGCAUGUUUUCACUGGGGAUAUAUAUAAUGUUUUUGGGCAGUGGAGUGUCCCUUUUAAGCUAGUGGUAAAAGAGAGGCUAUUCCCCGCCCUUGAAGUUUACGGUUUUUGCAUAUUCACACUUCCUUGUAGAAAUAUGCUUAUCCCUGAAGCAGGGUGCUAUUCAGUAAAAUUUGAAUUUACAUUAGCCAGAUUGUACAAAAUAAAUCUGGAUUAUCCAGAGACCAACAUUAAAGUAAUUUAGUAUCUUCCAAACUGUGUUAAUUUAAGCUUAAUGCGACAGUCAUCAUGUGGGGACCUUCCGGGUGGGGUUGGUUGUGCAAUCUUCCGGUCAGUCCUCUUCUGAAGAGCCAAGAGCCGGCAUCACAGCUGUACUGUUGCACAUGUGAGUUCCAUAGAGGAUCCCACGAGAACUCUGAAUUGCCCAUAAUCACAGUUUUCUCUGCAGCUGACACUGGUGACUGCUGGGAGAUUGCCACUUCUGCAUGGCGGUAGCUCCAUACAGUGUCAAGCGUGGAAAAAAUAUUUAGACAAAGUAGUCCCUUCUUUGUCUCAGUAUAUCUUUUGACUUGACGUUUAUUAUUGUUUCAAGGAGGCACUCUAAAUUGAAGAAGCGCCUCUAGUGAGAGUCAGCAACUUGAGGCAAUCUUAACCCUGCAAUGUAAACAUUGCAGUUUCUCUGAAAACUGCAAUGUUUUACAUUUUAGGAUUAAGGGGACAGGUACACUGCACUCAGACCACUUCAAUUAAAUUAAGCAGUCUGUUUGCCUAUAGUGUCCCUUUAAGAUAAUCCCUAGUGUCUGUCUUCCAGACAGCCACUGGAGGCACUUCCUGCCUUUUACAGAGUUUAAAGGGAGCCGGUCAUCGUAAAACUAAUUUUAGCUGAGCAUAAAAUUCAAUUUCUACAUUGCACUUGCUGUUUUUUUUCUAGCAAAUUUAUAGAUUUGGAGAAAAACCUAUUAAACAAUGGGUUUUUCUCCCAGCAGACUCCUCGGUAUAAACUAAAUGCUGAGGAAGUGAAAGCCAGGGAGUGCAGAAGAUACCACCCACAGACCGUUACUCUAUGCUCCACUCAGAGCAGUGCAAAUCAACAAAGGUUGCAGUUAGGGAUGCACUGAAAUGAAAAUUCUAGGCAGAAUGAGAAAAUUCACGUUGCCCUUGGCCGAAAACUGAAAAUUACUUUUCCCCCAAAUGAUUUUAAAAUAGUUUUUUUUUAUAUAAUUUUAUUAACAUUAGACUUUUUAAUGAAUUUAAUGAAUCUAAUAUGAAAAACUUCCCUUCUCUUUUAGUGGUACCCCCUACCCCAGUGUUACUUUUCCCUUCCCUUUACCUUAGUGCCCCUCCCUAAUCUUCCUCUCACCUCCCUCUUUCUUAGUGUUCUUCUCACCCCCCCCCCCUUCCUGUAGCGUUCUCCUCUCCCCCGUCCCGUAACGUUCUCCUCUCCCCGUCCGUAGCGUUCUCUCUCCGUCUUCUCCUCUCCCCCGUCCCGUAACGUUCUCCUCUCCCCCGUCCCGUAGCGUUCUCCUCUCCCCCGUCCCGUAGCGUUCUCCUCUCCCCCGUCCCGUAGCGUUCUCCUCUCCCCCGUUCCGUAGCGUUCUCCUCUCCCCCGUCCCGUAGCGGGUAAUUCAUUACAGUUUCCCUUUAGCUCCAUGAAAUGACAUUGAACGUGCUCACACUUUGUAUGAGGUUGUUCAGCUUCUUCAAAAUCCCCAUAGGAAAGCAUUGAUUCAGUAUUUUCCUGUUGGUAAGGUCUAAUCCGUGCAAUACUGAUGAAAAUGGUUUUGGAUUUUGCCAAAAAGUUAAAUUCAACUUGAGCCUUAUGAUAUAGAUUUUCGAUACUAGCACCCAUACACUGGGAUAUUUUGAAAAACUAACCAAGCUCUAUGAAAACCAUCUUGACACAGUCAAAAAUUUAUUAUUUUUUUUUACUAAUUUGGCAUUCCGCUAUGGGAAAAGUUAAAUCAUGCCUUAGUCAAAUUAUAUUGCAAAAUAUAGCACUGAACCCGUCACCCUAACCUUCAUGCAUUUCAUUCGAUAUUCUGAAUAAGUAACCGCUAUAAAAACCAUCUUUGCUUCACCCACAUUUGGGUUGUUUUCUGCUAAUUGGGUACCCCACUAAUGAAAAUUAAUGCCAUUAAAUAAAGCUAAUGUCAGAGGGAUGCACAGUUAGUAGAAAAUAAACCAGAUAUGGACAAGCCAAGACUGGUUUUCAUAGGUGAAGACCUUGGUUACUUAUUGAGAAUUUUUCUUUGAAAUGUAUGGAUGUUAGGAUUUCAUUUUGGCUCAAGCCUGAUUUAAAUUUUGGAAGAUUGUUGUUUAGUAAAUAAUCAGUUUCAUCAAAAAUAAGUUGGAUGAACAGGAAGCCAAUCCAAAUAAGAAACUAGGUGAAUAGUAAGCUAACUUUCGCAUUUGAAUAAGAAGCUGAUCGAAAAAAAGCUAAAUUCAGCAAUGUGCUGCCUUGGAGCAUUUUUUUAAAACUUUUUGGACAAAAAUUUGAAGCUUCACUUUGAAUUACAAAACUUUAGCGAAUAACCCUUAUAGAGAUGUGUAAACUAAAGCCACAGAACAUGUUUAUUUUUUUGAGACCUGAUUGCGCUUUUCCCAAAUAAGAACUAUGUUCUCUUAAAACAUGCAUGCACAGUGACCGUUUUGCAUGGCUUAAAACGGAUAUUUUAUAGCUGACCUUUUAUUGAAAGAGCAGAAUUUUGCAUUCAUCCUACAAUGUAUAUUGUUUUUUUUGUUUUUUUUUUUAUAGUUUAGAGCAGAUGCUUGCUUUGAGCCCUGGGAAGACCCCAAUCAGCUUACUGCAGGAGUAUGGGACUCGGAUAGGAAAGACCCCUGUAUAUGACUUACUGAAAGCUGAAGGACAAGCACACCAACCCAACUUCACAUUUCGCGUAUCUGUUGGAGACAUCAACUGCACUGGUCAGUCCCCUGGGUCAUCCAGUCUUCGAGGUGAAAUGCCCGUAUCAUGGAUCCACUGUGCUGUCUAUAUGUUGUCCAUUCUGUCUUGGAGGGAUUUUCCAUCCAGUGACUCCAAUUUUACAGCAUUUACUGAACAGUUGAUAUUUGUUUUGUUAACACGAUGCUUUGCAACCAUUUAAGAAAAUAAGCUACUUUUCAAAUCUCUCUAGAUAUGUUACCUCAAUAUUGUAAUCAUGGGGAGGAGGAUAAUCUUUUAUACCACAUGAUUGGUCAGGUACAUUUAAUUAAGUGCUGCUCCCUCUAUAACAGUAUUAUUUGUCCCCUGUUUUCCUAUUUGGAGAUUGUUUAGGAGAAAUACUAUUUAGUUUCUCUGGUAUAGCGUGUAUGUUUAUACUGGAGACGUCAUAAGAAACCACAAGACUAAAGCUUAAGUGAUUUAUGAAUGUCCUCAGACCGUUUUAAUUACACACAUCAAUGUAUGCUGUAUACUUCAUUGCUAGCUUUACCGCUCUUUGCUAUCCUAGGGCAACACCAGGACAUUAGUGACCUAUUAUGCCUGAGCUUAGUGGGAGCUACACACCAGGGCUGCAGCCAUUAACUCAGCCUCUUUUCUAAAAAUAUGACUAUAGAUGAUGUGUCCAUUUAUGUACAUUUUAACUUGCUAAGUUGCUUGAGAUGCUGUCACUGUGCCAGACCUUUGUUUUCAAAUGAGUGUUGACCAUACUAUGGUUCUGACACAAAAUACUUCACUCUAAAAAUACUCUGGCAUCCAUCUAUGUGUAGCAUUACUAUAGCUAAAUUGGCUGUUAUAGCUGCUUGCUGUGGUUGGUCGUUUUUUUGGGUUUUUUUGUGUGUUUUUCCUACAACUGUGAAUUGGCACAGUACUGCUAAUCCACUUGAAUAAAACCAUACCUACGUGCUAUCAUUUUUUUAUAACAUCACUAGAUACAUUAAACAUAAUCAACACAAUAUGUCUUAUUUAUUUUUUUAAAAGCAUUUUUUCAUAAAGUAAAUACAAGCUUUGUAACCCGAUUUUUCUGAACACAUCAUUUUCAAAAAACAAAAACAUUUUUAUUUACAGUGGGAAACAGGAAGUUACUGCUAAUGAUGAUUGGCGACUAGCAUCACAUAGUCUCCCUGCAAACUGUAUCAGUAAUUUGUUGAGAGAUUGAACAUUGUGAUUCAAUCCCAAGAAGUGGUAAUAAUGCCUCAAUUGUUACAACAAAAAUAAUUGAUAUAUAGAACAUUUUAGAGACAUUGCUGCUUUAGCCUUCACAUUUGACUAUUUUAUGUCUAUAGCUUAUGUGAUAACUUAAUUUAUAUACCAAGUUCCCUUUUACAUCUCAGAUUCUGGUUCACAAUCUAUCAGCUAGAUUGGUAUGAAUAACUGUUUUUUGUUUUUUGUUUGUUUAAAAUAUAGACUGCUGUUAAAAAAAAAAAAAAAAAAAAAAUGAGGGCAUUUAGAUUCUCCUUUACUGGAACGGCUUGAACUUUUGUAAAAGCAACAUAAAACCUGUGGAAUUUCCACGGAAUCCUGUAGCUUUAAGAUUUCUUAAUCUAAGCAUAGCUGACUUUAAUUAACCUGCCUGACUUUAAUUGUGCACUGCUCUUAUUCAACAUUUUUUAGCAAAGUGUUAAUAAAAAAAUAAAAAAACUGCUUUGUGUCGUUUUCAGGACAAGGACCCAGCAAAAAGUCAGCAAAACACAAAGCAGCAGAAGAAGCCAUGACUCUUCUCAGAGGAGAACACAUGUUGGGAGACGCCAGUGAGGAAAACACGUGAGGAGUCCACACUGUAUUGAUCCUUCUUUCUUUCUGGGAGAACUUCGUAAAGAAGGGCUACUUCCUUCCUACUUGUCUAAAUGGGUUUUCUUUUGCUAUUAGAUGACUGUGCAGUUUAUAGUCUUUAGGAAAAUAUCGCAGGAAAGCAUUAAACCUCAUGGGCACAUUAUAAGAAACAAACCUCACAGAUACCUUCAAGUUGAAAUCAAUGACCAUUUAGGUGGCUUGCCCCCCACUUAGCCUCCUUAAAAACAAUUAAAACUCACCCUAUUUCCAGCGCUGCGCAGGUCUGCCGGCACUGACCCCGCCCCCUUGGCGACAUCAUUAGAAUUGACGAUUUUUAGCCAAUCCAAUGCUUUCCCAUAGUAAGCAUUGGAUUGGCUAAGCUAUAGUUGUUCUGGUGACUUUAGUAUCUCUUUAACCCCUUAAGGCGUGCUAUGCCGUCCUUAGUGACCUAGCUCUAAAAGCUGGGGCACACCAUAGCAAUUCCCUGCCGUCCUAUGUACUUACCCGGUCGCCGGUGAUCGUGGUGUGGGGAUUCACAUGGGAGCUCAAGGAGUCCCCCUCCUUCCUCUUCGGCCCUCCUGGGCCAUGUGAUUCAAGGACCUCGCAAUCACAUGGACGGCAUAGCUGUCCACAGCAAUGCCAGCAGGGGGAGUGCCUGUAAUGAUAGGUACUCCCCCUGCUGCCUGAAAAAAAAUAAAAUAAAACCGUUUAAAACAGUGUAAAAUUAAAUAAAAUAUACUUAGAUCAUAUAUAUAUUUAUUAAAUAUAUGAUCUUAGUGUGUGUGUGUGUGUGUGUGUAUGUGUAUAUAUAUAUAUAUAUAUAUAUAUAUAUAUAAGGACAGACUCUGGCACUCUUCCUUUAAAGACAUAUAUAAAAGAGUAAUAUUACCCGGGUGCUUCCCAGCCAGUAGGUACAUAAAAUCAAUCAGGAGCACUCCAUUGGAUUUUCAAAGAAGGUAUUUUAAUCCGGUGUUAAUAACUCACAUCAACGUUUCGACCCGACAAGAUCUUGAUAAAGACCCUAUCGGGUCGAAACGUUGAUGUGAGUUAUUAACACCGGAUUAAAAUACCUUCUUUGAAAAUUCAAUGGAGUGCUCCUGUUUGAUUUUAUAUAUUUAUAUAUAUAUAUAUACACACACACAUACACUUUCUAAGUGUAUUUUAAUAGAUAUAUAAUUAUAUAUAUAUUAAUAUCAAAGUACACGUACAAUGAUAUUGAUUAAAUAUAUAAUUAUCAUAUAUUUAUAUAUAAUAAACUAAAUAUGUAAAUACGUUAAAAAAAUAAAUAAAAAUAUAUGUGUAAUUUCGUUCUAGCUGUAUUUUAAAAUUUUAUAUAUAUAUAUAUAUAUAUAUAUAUAUAUAAGUAGCUUGGCACUCUCCUUACUUGAAAUCCUUUAUAACCGCCUGGGUGCAAACAGGUGUGCGUUCCAUAUAUAAAUGAAGAAUAAUCCAAGAUGCAUUCUCAGGACUUGUGCAAAAAAAUUUCCGUUUUAUUUUAAAUCAUGUGCAAAAGAAAAACCAACGUUUCGACCUCUGCAGGUCUUUUUCAAGGUUAUUAUAACUAACAAAUUAGUAAGUUUAUAUAGAUAAAGUGUAAGUGCACUUACCAAACUUUAGCGUUGUGUCCCCCUCACCGAAACCCGGAAGUGAAUUAGGACCGCCUCCCCGACGUCAAUAAGUCAGGACGUCCGGCGGAUUAUUGAAUGGUUGCCUUGACAACGUGUGUUACCGUUCAAUGCCGGUUACUGUGAUAAAGAAGUGAGCAGUCCUAGUGAGAAAGGACUAGCAAGAUGGAAGGAUUAAUCCGUUAUGUUAUAACUAUCCCCAUGAGGCAAUUACUAGUAUCCACAAGUCAUUGAAAGUGUCAACCUGAGUGGCAAAGUGCAAAUAAGGACGUGAAUGAGUGAUACUCAGCUAUAGAUAAUUUAUCCUAAGGCUAGGGGAAACGAGAAUCCCCCUGGUGUAGUGUUAAUAUAUAUUAUAGACUUAUAUUGUAAAUGCAAAUAUAAACCUUAAAUCAAGGUUAAUAAAAGAAUCUAACAACAAAUAAAUAAAUUAAACAGUACUUAAAUAAAUGCUAAGAGAUAAAUCUGGAGAAAGAUCCCUAGCUGACCGUAUAAUUAUAUCUAUAUAUAGUAUCUGGGAGGAACUGACCACAUGAAAAGACCCCCUAAUGGUCUAUAAUCAAUCAAUAGAAGAAAACAUCUGGAAACAAUCCAUUCAAGAAAAUUGUGCCAAUAUGUAUAACUAUGGAAAAUAUUAAACAAAUAUUAGAAAAGGAUUCCCCUUUCAAUCCAUAUUGUAUAGAGCUAGAUGUUCAAAAUGUUUGGACCUUUAAAUCCGUAAUAUGUUCUAUCCUAAGCAGAGGUGUAACUAGAAACCACAGGGCCUCAGUGUGAAAAUUUCCCUGGGUCCCACCCAUAUGUCUACCCCCCUCGCAUGCAGGCACAUAUACAGAGAGAGACACACACACACUGUUUUAGUCACCCUCUUAUUUCCUGCCUUUUCGGUGCAGGAGCGGGUCUUUCCAUGGGUUCAGUGGCUCAGCCUGACUCCCUCUUCUCCUUCCUCCUCCCGCGCAGCUCCCGUGGUUGCUGAAGGCAGUCUCUUCCUCACUGCGUUUGACAUCAUCAAAGGGGGCCCGGCAGCGCUGUUAAAGCUCCGCAUCGCUGACAGGGCCCCCUGGAAAUGAAUUGCCAUCGGGUGGCCCUAACAGCAUGUGGCCCUGGUGGUAUUACAUAGCAGGCAGGCACCAUGAUCACAGGGCGGCCAGGCCCCCUGGAGUGUCGGGCUCGGUUACAGCUGCGACCGCGGUAGAUUUUAGUUUGUGUUUACAUUCAGAUUUAAGAAAAUUAUGAAAUUUGAGUUUUGUAUAACCUUGGUGUGUAGAAAUUCACCCCGGAGUGUAUGCUGUGGCUUGCAAUGGCGUGUAAUUUAAGUCCUGGCCAGCAGAAAAAGACCACAAGUUUUAAGCUGUAUAUAAGUGGGUGUAUUGUCUGUCUAUCUAUCUAUGUCUGUGCUCUUAGGUGCCUGGUGUGUAUGUCCUUUUUUUUUAAUAUAUAUAUAUAUAGUAUUAUAUUCAAUUGUGUUUGAGACAAAUUGUUUUUGUGUUGUUUUUUUUUAAAGUGCAAUGUUCUCUCCUGAAUCCCCUUCGGUGAAGAAUGAAAUAACAGAUGUAUGUCCCUCACCUUUAUCAAACAGGUAGAUACUUUAUUAAUUUUCUGUUUUAAGAUGAAGUUGUCUGGGUAGAUUUAGUGUCCUUUCAAUUAAUCAUUCUGCCUAGUUGAGAGUAGUAUGAUUUUGAUAUGCUUCUCCCUUCCCUUACAUAUUUUUAUAUUGUGUGUUCAACCAAUUCCUCAUAUAUAAUAAUUAUAUUCACUAUAAUAUGCUAUAGAUAUUACUCUAUGGUAUUAAUUAUAACUAUUGCUUUUAGUGGCUCUUUUGCAGCUAUCUUUAAAGCAUGUACAACAGUUUUGCUUACCUUCACAGGAUUAUACACUAAAGUAAGAAUUGUCCGGAACUAAAUUGGAUGUCAAAUUUAAGACUAAAUGCUGACUUUUAGAGUUUUUUCAGUUCACAUAUAUUGACCUUAAAUUUGAAAUUCACUUUAAAUUACCAACAAUUCUCAAUUUAGUAAGUAAUAUUGCUAGUGUAGAAAAAUAAGCUGCUACCAGAAAGAAAAAUCUAAGUAUCUAACUUUAUUGUAGUGAUUUGACUUUUUUUUGAUCUUAUAAUUUUAAAAGUAAGCCAAAAUUAGAAUUAAAUGUAUUCUUCAAAGAAAUUUAUAAAUUCACUACUGGAAAAUACAUUUUAGGGAUAAAGUAAUGCAUAAAGGUAUGUCUAUUGUUAUAGAACUAGGCUAUUUGUAAAGUGUUAUGGUUGUUUUUUUUUUUUUUUUUACAUAUAAUUAGCCCUCCAGUAUGGGCUUGACACUCCCGCCUUGCUCCUGCCCCGGUGCUACUUUGUGCCUGGAGAAUAACAAUUUCAAAAAAGUGCACUCUGAAGACUUUUUUUUGUGCAUUCAUUAUUUUCUUUAUUGUGAAGAAGUGGUACGAGGUUUCAGUCUUUUGUGGACUUUUUUUCACAAAAAUGUAUUUUUUUUUUUUUUGGUUUUUUUUUAAACAACAUCUCAUAUGACGAUUUAGUUGCCGUAUAUGAUCAUACAGAGAACUAUACAAGAAGUGCGCUGUGUCUUUAAAUAUUCGAACGUGCAAAUGCAAUUUAAAUUUCAUGCAAAAAAAUGGUGUAACACUUGCAAUACAAACAGUUAUGUUCCAUACACCAUUAUUAUAAUAUCAUUCAAGUGAAGGUGCACUGUGCACAAAUAAGGUGUACAAAAGUGCAAAAAAGAAGAAAAUACUUUUACCACAAUAUGGGGAAUACAAACAUCUGACCACUCUUUAGUAGAAAAACGAUAUUCUUAUGCAUGUAUAGAAAAACGGGAAACAAAGAGGGGAGAGAAAAUAUAUUGUAAAACUGGAUGAACAGUAGUAUAAAUGUAAGAUGAAAAAUAUGCACUCACAAACGGAGGGGAGAUGAGUCUGCUCUGACUAUAAUAGCUCCAAGCAAUAAUCCCAAUGGAGAUGCAGGCAAAAACUCCCAAGCUGGUGCAGGUAAAAACCACAACUUUAUUGCACAUAAACUUUAAAACCACAGCAGCCAACAGAAAGGACCCUCUUCUUUGUUUCCUCACCGGGGCAGAGUCUCUAAUGAAUCUCGGGGUCUAGCCAAAGUUCCAGGAGCGAGAUCACAAGUGUACCUCAAUGCUUCCAUGGGGCGGGGUUUCCUUCGCUGGCGUGUGUGAUGACGUGGGUAGGCGCGAUGACGCGUUUCGCAGUGACGAUGGCUUCCUCAGAUUGCCAUCCCAUUGCCUGAAUCUCCUUUUAUAGGGCCAUCUUUAGUGGGUGUGUCCAAAAAAUUCAUAUCGAAGAAAAAGUCUUAGAAGUAUCGAAGCGUCCAUUUACAUUGAAUAAUAGCGGACACUAUAAUCCCUGGCUUAAUAACAUAAUGAAGGGGCAGUUCCAGAGAAUAAAGAGAAACUGUACAGAAGUAGACAUCUUUAAAGAACAAGCAGGGGGCGUGUCUAGGCACGGAGAGAGAUGGCCGCAUGAGCUCUUAGCUCCGCACCACGAGCAAGGCAAAAGCUUUCCUAAGUGAGAACCCUGCAAGAAAACAACUUAUAUCCCAAAGAUGUCGCAGCCCAAAACCCGCCGGAACCAAGAUAAGCCCGACAAGAUGAGCUUUUUCGCUCAGAAGAAAGGGGCAGCUCUGGCAAAGCAAGCAGACACAGCAGGCCAUCAAGAUGGCGCCGACCACUCCGGGGGGAGCAGCCCAAGAUCAGAGGCGGAUUCACUGCAUGACGGAGAACCGCUCACAGCUGCCUUCCUAAAGAGAGCCCUGGACGAACAAUCACGAAGGCUGGUUGCUACCUGGCAAUCCAGCGUGGCAGAACUGAAACGGGACCUCCAAGAUAUCGGGUCUCGCACAACACACGUGGAAGCAAAGAUGGAGGACUUAGUCGACGCGCACAACGCGUCCACAGAGCACCUAAAAUCCCUCACAGACCAGAUCCAGAAAUGUGAAGCAAAACUCAUGGAUCUAGAAGAUCGCUCUAGAAGGAGCAAUAUCAGGCUGAGAGGUAUCCCAGAGACGGUCCUCCCGGCAGACCUACCCAGUUAUGUGCACAGCUUCUUCAAGCUCCUGACACCAGAAAUACCCACAGACAUGUUGCUGCUAGACCGUCUGCAUAGGGUGCCUAAACCUCAACAUAUUGCCACAUCAUUACCUAGGGACGUGUUAGUGAAAGCUCACUACUUUCAUGUUAAAGAUCUCCUGAUGAGAAGAAGCAGAACCGUGAAAGAUCUACCGGCCGAAUACACAAGCAUCAAAAUGUUUUCAGACCUUUCAGCAGCCACCCUGAAACAACGGAAAACCUUCCAACAGGUGACAGAAACCCUACGCGCCAACCGUAUCCUAUACCGCUGGGGAUUCCCUGUCCGACUGAUCGUUUCAAGAAAUGGAACUACCACCGCAGUACAAACAGCAGAAGAAGGCAUACACCUCCUGCAUCAAUGGAACCUAACCAUCAUAGGCGACACGCAAGCCCCAAAACCACCGAGACAAGUGGUCAAGGACUGGCACACCGCCGACUGAGGCCUUACCGCAAGUAUACUCGCUUUGGCGGCCACCAUGUUCCUAACAGACUCACAAUUAGCAUUGGCUUCUGGCUAUUAAUACCACAAGGGUCAGCCCCCCAGAGCCUGACAGUCGCUGAUACACUUAGCUACACGGCAGUUUGCAGUACGCAAACAAAUGUAUAUUUUUUAUGCCAUCUUUACUUGUUCAUACCGUUUGCAGGAUGUACUAGCAACAUAGCAAUGUAUAUGGCCUAAUUGUUUAUAUGUUACUGUUAAUCGCCACCUUAUUGAAGCAUGAGUAACCCCCGGGCCACACACUAUUUGAUGGUCGCUAAAGACCGAUAACGUACCCCUUAAACCAGGGACACCAAACGUAAUACAGCAAACAACUCAUUCAUGAGUCUAGGCUGCAGUUACACCCACGCAGCUGGAUAUAACCUUACCGCAAACAUACCCGCUUGGGCGACCUACCCAAUAUCAUAAUGCACAUAAUUAACGUAAAUUCCUAGCCACCAUUACAUUUAAAGCCAGCUCGUUAGAGGCUGAAAUACGCAACUUGCAAUACGCAAAUAACUAUCAAUCUUCAUGUCGUUUUAUGUUUGUUUAUGUUUGUUCUUAUUGUUUGCAGGGUGUACUAGCAACAGUGCAAUGUAUAUGACCUUAGAAUCUAUUUCUUACUGAUACAUGCUACCUCUCUGAACUUACGUAACCCCCUGGCCACACUCUAUUUACCGGCCGACAAGGCCCAACAACCUACCCCCUAAACCAGGGACACCAAUAGUAAUAAAGUGGACGACUCAUGGGUCCAGUCUGCAGACACGCUCGGGUGGCAGGGAAGCCCCCCCCCAGGUAUAAAACCCAUUCGAGUUUCUGACCCCCACCCCCUUCCUAGAAUGAAGCACCAAAAGGGUUUCUCACCAUAUUUACAUAAGGUGCCUUUCACAUACCAUAUGGUUCAUUUAAGGCUCACACAGGACCACACCUGACCUAAGGAUGCUCCUUAAAAGACCAUUUGGCACCACACAUCGUUAGCCUGCUCAGGCCACCACUUGCCCACCAUCUCCGAUCCCACGCUCCCCACGGCGCUGAUUAGCAGCGCCUUGCACCGAGAUCGGGCCACCAUGUAUAUACUUUGGUUAACUAAGUUUAUUUCUUACUAUCCCUGUUUCACUCCCCUGUUGGGAUACCACCCUCCCUACCCUACCCAAACAUCCGAACAAAAACGUGCCGUACAAAGUGGAACCCUUGGGUCCUCGGUUUGUGAACAACAGCACAAAGUACACCUCACUUCUCAAGACACUGACCUGACCGAUAGCGCUCUGCCUUAUACCAUACACUGAUAGUUUAUUCCCAUAAUGUCAGAGGGCUCAAUAUGCCACACAAAAGGCAUAUGCUACUUCAAGAAGCUCGGAAAUCAAAAGCAGACAUACUGUGUCUCCAAGAGACUCACUUUCCCAAAGCCAAAAUCCCACAAUUUGGAAUGAAACAUUUUCCCCAUCAGUUCCACGCCACGCACUUGUCCAAAUCUAGAGGAGUCUCCAUAUAUAUACAUAACUCAGUAGCCUUUGAACUACUACACUCCAUUUCAGACGAUCAGGGCAGGUACCUGAUUGUUGUCUGUUUGUUGAAUGAUGUACAACAUACAAUAGUAAACCUCUACGCACCUAACGAAAAUCAGAAAAACUUCUUAACUAGUACCCUCCUGAAAGUGGCAGCUGCACAGAGAGGCAACACUAUUAUAUGCGGAGAUAUAAAUCAUGUAUUAGACCCAACCCUAGAUACCUCUAUGCCCUCCUCCACCAACCGACAGAAAUCCCUCAAACCGACCUGCAAGGCCAUAACACAAUUGUUGAUGAAAUUCAACCUCUACGACUGCUGGAGAUUGCUCCACCCUCUGGAUAGAGAGUACUCAUAUUACUCUAAACCCCACAAAACACACUCUAGAAUAGAUGUAAUACUUAUAGCAGGACCAUCUCUCAACCUACUUCAAAAAUGUCACAUUGGUGACAUCAUAUGGUCAGAUCAUGCCCCAAUACUCGCUACAUUUAGGGAUAACUUCUCUUUUAGAGGUUGCAACCCAUGGCGCCUCAAUUGUUCCCUUUUACACGACGAUAAAUUCAGCUCAGACAUGGAUAUAGCACUCAAACAAUAUUUCUCCGAGAAUGAAACACCAGGGAUGUCCCCAGCAGUGAUAUGGAGAGCCCAUAAGGCCGUAAUGCGAGGACUGUUUAUACGAAGGGCCUCUUUUCUAAAACGGACCUCCCAAACUAAAUACCUUAAUCUGUUAAGGAAACUAAGAGACGCUACAGCGUCCCACCUUCUCCACCCGAACCCAAAAGAUGCGGCAACUAUUGCCCAAACACAAUCAGACCUCAACGACUUUAAUAUAGCAAACACAACCCGAACACUACAAAAACUGAAAGCCAAAGAAUACUGCUUGGGUAACAAAGCUAGCUCGCUCCUGGCCACUCGACUCAGAGACGUGCAGGCACAAACCAAAAUAGCAUACCUCACUUCCCAAGAUGGACAGAAAAUAAUCCAGCCACAACAAAUCAGCGAACUUUUCGCAGACUUUUACAGCAAACUCUAUAACCUAAAAGAUGACACUACAGUACACCAGCCCACAAAGGGAGAAAUCUCUACCUUUCUAGACAAAGUCCGCCUACCUACACUCUCAGCGACCCAACAGGAGCUCCUGGCUGAACCCAUCUCUCAAACAGAGGUGCUCAGGGUUAUACAAAAUCUGCCGCCAAACAAAACCCCAGGCCCAGACGGACUGCCAAACACAUAUUACAAGAGGUUCUCCUCCAUACUCGCCCCCCGGCUAACGUCACUUUUCACUUUUACCACAACACAAGAGAACAUACCACCAGAUAUGCUCACAGCCAACGUGGCCACCUUGCCCAAACCUGGCAAAUCACCAACCCAAUGCGCGAAUUUCAGACCGAUCUCCUUAUUGAAUUCGGACGUGAAGAUCCUGGCCAAAAUCUAUGCCAAUAGAAUGACAUCUAUACUGCCGACCAUAGUACACUCAGACCAAGUUGGCUUUGUACGAAGCAGACAGGGAGCUGACGGCACACGGAAAGCACUCGCGUUACUACACACAAUGCACAGGCGCUUCCCCAACAGUCUCCUUUUGUCCUUAGACGCUGAGAAGGCCUUCGACCGCCUGCACUGGUCGUUCCUGCAGGCGGUCUUGGUCAAAUUUGGAUUCCCUACACAAUUUAUCUCCAUGAUCAAAUCUUUAUACAGUAACCCUGAGGCCCGGGUCUUCACGUCUGGAUUCCAAUCGAGGCCUUUUCCCAUCACCAACGGCACCCGCCAGGGGUGUCCUCUCUCACCACUCCUAUACAUUCUAGCUUUAGAACCACUAGCCGAAUCCAUACGCACAUCACCAGAGAUAACGGGAAUAAAAAUAGGUGGGUCGGAAUACAAACUAAAUCUUUUCGCUGACGAUAUCCUCCUAACCCUAACGAACCCACACAAAUCUUUACCAGCAUUUCACAAUUUACUACAACAAUACAGCCAUUGCUCUUAUUACAAAUUGAACCUAUCUAAAACACAGGCCAUGGGGGUGAGUAUGGAGGACGACUAUCUGUCCAACUUGAAAAGUCAGUUCCCAUAUGAUUGGAGGAAAGACCACCUCACAUACCUGGGCAUUAAACUCCCGCACACCAUAUCCAACUUAUACCAUCUAAACUAUGUUAAACUCAGUAAGGAGAUCACUAACACCCUCCUUCACUGGCGGAAUAAAUUUAUAUCCUGGUCAGGACGAAUAGCAGCGGUAAAGUUGGUAAUAUUACCCAAACUACAAUAUCUAUUUAGAACACUCACACUGACACUACCGUCCACCUACUUUAUAUCCCUCCAAAAACAAAUUAACCUAUUCAUAUGGCAAGGGAAGCGUCCGAGAGUUGCCCUAUCUACACUGCACCGACCAGUGCAGAUGGGUGGCAUGAGCCUCCCUAAUGUGAAACUUUAUCACAAAGCUGCAGUAUUGGCCAGCCUUCUCCCCAUCCACCAAAGCAAGUCCCCCCCUCAGUGGGUCUCCAUAGAACAACAUUGGUUGCAAUCGCAAGACAUACAAACAACAUUAUGGAUGUUACCCCACUCAAGGGCAAACAUCACAAAGGCACUCCCUGCUACCUUAACAACAUUGAAAAUCUGGGAUGACACCCGCAAACUUCUGUGCAGCUGCCACCCAACCCCCCUAUCAACCCCAAUUAAAACCCUGACACAUAAAAUACCUGAUUUCAACUUCAAAAUAUGGAACAGAUGUGGGGUGUUUUACGUACACUCCCUAAUAGAGAAAGGAGAAUUAGCCUCAUUCGACCAUUUAAAAGCCAAGUAUACACUGCCGAAUGUAGCACACUUCUCUUACCUCCAACUAAAAUCCUGGUGGAAGACCCAGGCUCCACACCCCAUAUCACACACCACCAACACCCUAACCAACUUCGAAAAGAGCAUCAUGGCAGACACGCCAGCAGCAAAACCCAUCUCAACCAUAUAUAAGCUAUUACUGCCCCAACAGGGAAUAAAAUCCCUCACAUGUGUACGCUCCUGGGAAAAAGAUCUAGACCAAACACUGCCAGAGAAGACCUGGCUGGCUGUAGCAAAUGCGACCAGAGGCCUGACGUUUUGCGCUUCACAUUUAGAGACAACUCGUAAACUUUUUUACCGUUGGUACAUGGUCCCAACACGCCUAGCCACUAUGGACCCACAAAUGUCCAGCACCUGCUGGCGCUGCAAACAAGAAGCAGGCACUUUUUUACACACCUGGUGGAAAUGUACAAAACUCCAGCCGUACUGGAAAGAAGUCAUUUCACUCAUUCACCAACACACCUCAAUUAUGAUACUAAACUCCCCCAACGCCUUGUUACUAUUCCUGUGGGAAGCCGAAUACCCAAAACCACUUAAAUACCUAAUUCUACACAUACUAGUAGCCGCCCAAAAUCUUAUCGCAAAAAACUGGCUAUCACCCACAAAUGCGACAAUGCGAGAAUUAAUCAAGCACUUGUCCCAAACUGGGAAAUUCGAAUCAAGCUUAUCCCGCAUCCCACCCAAUAAGAGCUGGAGGCAUGAAGUAUGGGAAAACUGGGAACUAAAACACCCGACCUGAUGACAAUAUUCCUAUAGAGCAGCCCAACCUUAGCGUUAAAACACACACAGACUACAAACAAGAUAGCAUAGCAACACUAGGCAGGCAGCAACUGGUAUCUAUCAGAACUAUGUAAAGUGUUCAGAACCAUGUAACGUUGAUUAGUAUCACUGUUGAAGGAUGUAUGUUCCACUGCAAAUAUCCCCUCCCCUUCUUCCUUUCUGUACCCCCUAUAACUUUUUACUUCAUAUCCGUAUAUCCAUGACAAAAUAAAAAUUGUCAAAUUGAAAAAAAAAAAAAAAAAAGAACAAGCAGGGAUGCUAAUCAGAAAAUCUGAGGAAAAAGGUAAUUAGAGAGGCCUAUGAAAGUAUAGAAAAUAUGCAACAAAAAGAUCUUUAAAAUAUUUAAAGACACCGCGCACUUCUUGUAUAUUUCUCUGUUAUAUUUAUAAGGGUUAGGACUCACGCUUAAAGGAGGUGCUGCUAUAUGUUAUAUAUAUGUCCUUGAAUUGAGAUUUUUAAGUGCCAUUGUUUUCACUUGUUUUAACCACUUGUUGUAUAUGAUCAUACAUUGCAUAAGCCUGUCACAACUUCAAUGUAUCCCAUUUUGUAACCUAGUAACCUGAUGCUUGCUCUUUUGUGAGCUUUGAAGUUGAUGUUUACUGAGUGAGUGCACUGACUCUUGUUUUAUGUAAUUGGCCUCAGAAACACCCUUAUAUUUUAUGCAUGUUUAGGAGAGUAUAGCCAACUAUAUAUAAUUUUCUUUGGUUUCAUUCUAGGAACGACACAAUUGAACUAAAACCCCCGCUCUCUGCACAGCAGUCAGAAUGUAACCCAGUGGGAGCAUUACAGGUAGGUCAGAUCUCUUUCACUAUAUCCUCUAUGACAAUCUUAAAAAAAACAAAAACUGUUUUCAUGCGAGUUGUUUUUUCCUUCGUAUCAUUUGUCAGCUGCAUGCGCUUUACACACCAAGAGUUCCUGGUUCCAACUUUGUUUACUUAAAACAGAACUGUCAUGCCAUGCCCCCUCCCUUACAGGGCCUGUAUUGUGUUUUGUUUGUUUAAAAAAUUAUGCAUAUUUUCUAGUGAGGACUACUUUUUCUUAUGUAUAACCUGAAGGUUGACAAAGGGUGUUUGUCAUUGACCAUCUUCUUCUAUAGUUACCUCCCUCCCACGACUCAGCCCUUCAUUAGCGUUACAUUAUCGACCUUCAUUGUUUACUAUCGUAAGAGUUAAUGCAAAGUUUCAGAUUUUAUGUCCAGAAAACGACAAAAGAUAAGAUUUACGGGCGCCGCCAUCUUAGAAUCUUUAUUAUGGCAGAGCCAAGAAGAACACCUGGCGAGACUGGAACAACUUUGAAAACAAUAAGUUGAACCAGUCCUGGGGCGUGGUGGUGGUGGUGGUGGUGGUGGGGUCUGGGCUUAAGCAGGAGAUCCCUUGGCUGGGAGCAGAGUGAUUCGUAUAGUGACAGAGAUACUUCAAGUACUAUCCGUUUUCCCCAGGAGCUAGUGGUGCAGAAGGGUUGGAGGCUGCCAGAAUAUACAGUGACUCAAGAGUCUGGUCCAGCGCACAGGAAGGAAUUCACCAUGACGUGCCGUGUUGAGAAGUUCCUGGAAAUUGGUAUGAUCGUGGAGAAAGAAUUUCUAAUGUAUUCUUAGUGUUACAUGUGCAGAAAAUGCAACAUAAUUACAGAAAAAUGGCUUAAAUUUUGUGAAAAAAUUGGAAAUACAUAGUUGAUGUCAACAAGCAGUAUUUCUUUUAACCCAUGCACUUUGAGCCAGACCAAUCGGAAAUUUUAGACGAAAAAGUGUUGCUUCAUCAUGUUAAAAGUAAUUUUUUAUUUUUUAUUUUUUAUUUUAAUUGGGGCUUGUUGGGAAAAAUAAAUAUAGAACGAAUAUUUGUAAUCUUGUUCUGCUAGUUUUAAAGGAUCAUGAUAGGAUCAGGAACGCAAACAUGUAUUCCUGACCCUAUAGUGUUAAAACCACCAUCUAGUCCCCCUGGGCCCCUCAUCCCUCCAUAAAUGUUGCAAAAUCUUAUUGUAUUCAAGCCUGAAGCUGUAACUCUGCAUGCUGUUUGCCUCAGAAAAACAAGCAGUCUGCUGACCUCUGCAGAAGUGGUGGCCUGAUCCAAUCACAAUGCUUUCCCAUAGGAUUGGCUAAGACUGACAAAGAGGAAGAUCAGGGGCAGAGCCAGCACAAUUCAAGCACAGCCCUGGCCAAUCAGCAUCUCCUCAUAGAGAUGAAUUGAAUCAGUGAAUCGCUAUGAGGAAAGUUCAGUGUCUGCAUGCAGAGGGAGGAGAUACUGAAUGUUUGGAUGCAUUUUAGGCAGACAUGACCCAGGAAGUAUCUCUAACAGCCAUCUGAGGAGUGGCCAUUGAAGUUAUCACAAGGCUGUAAUGUAAAUACUGCAUUUUCUCUGAAAUUUUUUUUAACAAAUUAAUACUUAGUUUCCUGAGCCAAGACGCCUCUGCUGCAGCCACACUUUCUGCCUUCGAAGAUGUUGGCCUGACUGCUGAUGUCUUCCACAAUCUGCUCCAAACCAGUGCUUCUAGUAGUGACGGAAGUGAUGGAUUGGAGUUACUCAUGCUCAGCCAACUGUCACACUCCAGGACCCACCUUCCCUCUGUUUUGUUUUGUCGUCGUCUUAUUUAACCCUGCAAUGUAAAUAUUGCAGUUUCUUCAAAAGUCUAAUGUUGUACAUUGCAGGGUUAAAAUGACUUGUCCGCUGCACUCAGAUCUUUUAGUUGAGAGUAGGGGGUUUGGGUGACUUUAGUGGUCCUUUAAGGUGGUCUAGAGCAUAUUUCAAAGUAGAGGGGGCCUGUUUCCAAAAGAUAAUUGUUCUGGCAAGUGUCAACCACCUGACAUCAUCAUAAUGUAUAGGGAGUAGGUAUGUUUGAAGAUCCCCUCCCUUUCCUAGGAACUAUUUCAAUAAUGCAUACGGUCUUCGUUUGAAGGGAUAUAAUGACUGUCAUUUCUAGGUAAAAGUAGCAGUGACCAUGGUUACCCAUUUGGUACUUAUAAGAUGCAAGUUAUAUUUUGCCUUCUGUUUAGCAGUUGCUUUAAUUGGAACAUAAGCUUGUGUAAUCAUAACAUUUCGUGUUUUUGGAAGGCAUUUCAAGUUGGUAUUGUUGAUGACUUAAAAAAAAAAACUAUUAUUUAUAUAUAUAUAUAUAUAUAUAUAUAUAUAUACACAAUGUUAAACAAAAAUCUGCACACCAGUCAAGCCAUAAGACUUUCUUUUCCCACAGAAAUCCCAAAUCUGCAGUGAUGUUACUAUCGCAAAGGAUUCUGGGUGGGCAUAUGCAAAUUAGUUUACCAAAGAAUCACAUUUUUGUCUCAUUCCAUUUUAAACAUGGAUUCCUUUGAGUCUGUGUUUGCUGUAUACAACCGCUUGGAACACAACUUAGGAAAAGAUGCAAAGCCUUGACUGGUGUGCAGAUUGUUGUUUAUCAUUGUAUUAACUAUCCACAGACUUCCGGUGGAAGGGGGUUUUCAAUUACAAUUUUUUUCCCCACCAUAACCUUUUUGGUUUUUGUUUCCCAAGCACUACCAAGCCUCAAUAAGUAAACCAGUAACCAACCUUAUGCUGAUGAUUUGCAAUAGCAAUGAAACAGCUGUCCAUGAGUGGUUUACUGGCUUUGCAUCUUUUCCUAAGUUGUGUUUCAAAGCUGUUGUAUACAGCAAACACAGACUCAAAGGAAUCCAUGUUUAAAAUGGAAUGAGGCAAAACCUUUGGCACUCCAGAUGUUUUGGACUACAUCUCCCAUAAUGCUCUUACACCCAUAAUGCUGGCAAAUCAGUAGUGUAGUCCAAAACAUCUGCAGUGCCGAAGGUUGCCUAUGCCUGUGCUAGCAUAUCAGAAGUUUCAGAUGGAGAGAUGGUGCCCUGUUUUUGAAUAAAAUGUGUAGAGCAGUCAAUAGACUCCUUACGUUGAUGCAUAGACAUCCGGGUUGAACUACAACUCCCAUGAUUCUCUGGCUAUCUAUUAGUUGUAGUUCGGCGACAUCUGGAGGUCCAGAGUUUGGAGAACUCUAAUGUAGAAAAAUGGAUGCGCUGGCUAGAUUACUUGCGGGGAGAUGAAAUAGAUUUUAUUUCUUUAUUUCAUAGGAAAUCAUAAAGUCAAACAAAAUUAAACCAAUUGCUUUUCUUUUAUGAAGUUUAUUUUUCCCAUAUCCCUCUUGUGCAAUUUAUUAAGACUGCCCUAUACAUUCAUCGCUGUAAAAUAGAAUAACUUGCCCCAUGAGAUAUUUCUUCUGUAGUGUAGAUAUACAGUAAUAACUGGAUUAAACAGAUUAUGCAAAUUAUGUGUAUUAAACUUUUAUUAGCACAUCCAUGGAUGAUUUGGUAGUUGGUAUGAUAAGUAAUGGUUAUAAUGAAUCAUUUUUUGGAAAUGUUCAGUAUUGGAAUGUAGAUUUUGCUUGCCUCUUGGAAUUCAGUUUUUACACUUUCCCUCAUGAAUUAUUGAGAUGACACUUUAGGUGAGGUCUACAUAAUUUGUUUUGGACAUUUUGUUUGUUUAAUUGCACACACAAAUCUCUUAAAGGAACACUCCAGGCACCAUAACCACUACAACUCAAAGUGGUCCUGGUGCCAGGACUGACCUUGUGCCAUCUCAGAGUAAUUGUUCAAACCAUUUCAGAAGGACUUUGUGGUGGAAAUCUAAUACUCGACCUGAGUAUCUCUGCCAAAGUCCUUUUCCCACGGAGUGUUGGUGAUAUAGCUGCCUACCCAAUCAACAGUUGAAACUUGAUAAAGGGUGAAAAGAGGAAUGCUUUAUUGUCUUACAGUGCACACAUUUAUAUACAGAUCCAUAGCAGUGGGUUGUUAACUAAAAUAAUGUAGAUCUCACUCAGGCGCCUCUGUGUCUGACAGAUAACUAGAUCGAGUACCACUAAUCUAAUUGACCUUCCGACAACAGGGCGCCUUAACAAAAUAUCCUGAAAUAUACAGUUCUCCUACAGUAAACCCCAUAUAUGAAAUAUCCCCAAAUAGCUCAACCCCAGAGAUGUCUACAGUUUAAAUAAUGCAAAUCAUCUGCACAACCAGUUAAAGGUUUGGCCAGCCUGAUUUGGUAGGCUGCUCCAGGGAAUAUCACCUAUAUAAAAAGGUGGUCGGAUUUCAGGGUGCUUGGUCUGGUUGUGUCGGCUAGGAGAAGACCAGAGCCACAGCAGGGUCAUUUUCAUGCUCUUCUUAAUUAGUACCGUCUUGUAACAGACUUGACAAGUUACCUAGGUCCUGCCAGGCACCUCUAACAUUUUACCCUGCUUGUGGAUUGUCCUGCAGAAGAACCUGGUUAGCUCUACAAUGUUAAGCAGUGCCAGAGCUGAGAGAGCACACCGAAGUAUGUUGUCAAAUUUCUAAAAUGGUCUGAUAUACAUUAGAACAGCACUACAGUAUAACCUUCCAGGCAGUGUUAAGAAUGUAAUCUCCAAGGAAACAGAAACGUUAAAAAUAAGGCUCAGUGUAUCAGUUAUAAAAAAAUAAAAUAAAAACCUAUGCAUUUCUAUGUUACAUAAUGUUGUUGGUAAAGUAUUGAGUUACAUUUAUUUAUUACUAAUGGUUUAUGUAGGUUUGGUGACCAUACACUGUGAGGUUGUUGUUUUUCUUAUUUUGAAAUCAUUUGUUUUUAAGAAGCAUGUUUGCAGCAAUUUACGUAAGUAUAGAAGUUUGAAAUGUAACAGUAUGUCACCAUCACCACGUUUUAUCCAUAAAUACUUUUGUUACAAAUGUAUUAACAGGCAGCGGAACGUCCAAGAAGCUGGCCAAAAGAAAUGCAGCUGCGAAAAUGCUUUUCCAAAUUCAUAGGGUCCCCACAGAGCAUCGUGACACAGGAGAAACGGAGCCUGAAGAGGAUCAAUUCUGCAUGGUAGCUAUGGGGCUGGGCUGGGCUGGGCUGGACUGGACAUGAUUGCAUUCCCUCUUCUAAUAGGGCUUUCCACUUGAUAUUGAAACAAAGUAACUGGAUUGUGAAAUGUGCUUUAGAAUUCACAUGUCACUUUACUAGUUCUUAGAAUCUUUGCUCGAUCCAUGAAAAACUGGCCCAGACAAAGUGCUUUCGUGUAAUAUGUAUGUGUAUACAACUUACCAUUACCAUAAAGACUUAUUCUGACACCAGACCUCCUUAUCAAACCUUUUCUCCCAAUUGCUCAAUGGUUUUAGUAUAGAUAGAUAGGGAUACAUAUAGUGUAAUACUAUUUAACUUUAUAUUCUUUGUUUUUAGAAGUGCAGAGUGAAAUGCAUGUUUCAAUAAUGACACACAGCAUGAGAGAAAAUAACAAGCUUUAUAUAUGUGAUUAUGAUACACUGCACUUUUUAUUUAAUUUUUUGUAAAAAGAAAAAUAUUAAGGUAAUAGAAACAAUGAGCAUUGGUUAACUGAAAUUGGCUAGGAGCACAAGGUCGCCGUUCAAAGUGUGGAGAGCAGCCUCAUACUGAAGUUUUGAUUCCUGCUGGACCACCAGGGAUCAUAGCCCCCUCCAUGCAAGCAAGCAGGAACAAAUCUUGCACAAAGCCUGAACAACACUUCACUCAUUACACCCACACUUCACACAUUACACAUGGUAUACACCCCCCCACACACACACACACCACAUACAUAUUACACACAGCCUGCACAUCCCACACACAUACUAAACAUAGCCUCCACCCCCCUGUCCCCCCCCAGACAAACUACCCACUGCCAGCACACUGAAGGAGGACAGAGGGAGAGAUUAUUUCUAGUUAAAACUUUCUUAUUGAUCAGGACAAGUAGCUUGUUAGGAGGAGUUGGGUUGGGUUAUGACUUUGGUCUUGAGGGCAAGUAGAUUUUUUUUUUUUAAAUUACCACACCUCUGUAGCAGGCAUCUUAAACACUGCCCUCAGGUGCUGCUAACCUGCAACUCCCAUGACUCUCUGGUUAGCUACUGCAUUCAAAGAAUUCUUGGAGUUGUUGGCUAUCAACAUCGUGGUGGGCCAGAGUUUGUGGUCUCAGAAAGACACAAUCCCACCCCCCCUUUUAUUUUUAAAACCCAAAUGCUAUUUUCAUAUUUCUGAUGCUUCACUCUAUCCCAACUUCCAAACCACAGCCACCACUUUGCACAUUGAAAGGAAGUAUAAGGAAGUCUUUGCCAUUGAAAACCGAAUAUUACAGAGAGUGCUUUUUUGUAAUAUAAUGCAGUUAUAUAAGUCAAUACAAAUUUUCAGUGUGUCUUCUGGCUUAUUCUUGCACUGUAGAGCUAGCCAUCAUUAAUUCUCUUUUGUCAGACUUCCCAUGUACCUACCAAGACCGUACACAAUUUGAAUAGCUGCACCAAACACAGAGCACAUAUUUGAGAUGAGUAGCACUGUGCAAGCUGAUCAGAUUUUGUUGGCCUGCAUGAUCUUUUGGUUGGAUAGACUUUAUCCAAAAAGCAUCUAAACAUGCCCACCCCCAUGGAGCAAGAGUAAUCCAGAAAAUAAAUAAUAAGCAUUCUUUUAGUUUACGUAAGGGUAAUCCAGAAAAUACAUAAUAAAUAGGCAUUAUUUUAGUUAAUAAAAAUUUCUAACUAACAGAAGGAUGGACAACAAAAACUGUGAGUGGGGCUUAAAGGAAAAAAGUAAUUUAGCUUCUAGUAAAUGGGUAUGUCUCCACAAACAUUUUAUUUUCCAUUCUUCCCCUACCCAGAGUUUUUCCAUAAACCCACUCAAACCUCCUUCACGUAACUUGGCGCUCCACCACCACGUCCCUAUUUCACUGCACUGUUUAGUAUACCCGUUUUGUCUAUUACUGAGAAUAUAUGAUUUUACUGUACUAACUGAUCUUUUACAUUGUGUAGAACACAGGUGGUGGUAAGCUGGAUGGAGGCAAAGGUCGAGGUGUGACAUGCACCUGGGAUUCCUUGCGGAACUCAACUGGAGAGAAGAUUGUACACCUGAAGACUAACACGCUGACCACCCCCAACACUAGUUUCUGCACUUUCCUACAAGAACUUGCAGAGGAGCAGAACUUUCAAAUUAGCUAUUUUGAUCUUGGUAAUUAAAGUCUGGGCUCCAUAGUUUUUGUGACAAACUCUUGCAAUACUUGAGAGAAUCCUUUAUACAGUACAUUUUUGAAUAUACCAUUUAUAUUUAGUUACAUUUUGGAAAAUUACAUGCUUUUUGUCAGAGGUUCUAAAUCUGUCUUUGAGUAUGUGUAAUGUACAAAUCCUUUCAGCAUUCCAUUGCAGGGAGGCGGAAAAUAGUUCUCUGAACGCUCUGUUUCUCAUGGGUAAAGGUGGCAUUUUGCAAAGAAAUAUAUAUAGUUUUAAUCAAAACUAUUCAAACGCCCUUGAAAAUCUGGUUUACUGUUAAAAUGUACAGACUUUCGGCGACAAUGAACAAAUCAAAUACAAGCAAUUGAAAUAGCGCAACACAAUGAAUGUUUCAAGUUUUUUCCGCAACUCCAACUGAAAAUAUUUCUUAUGACUUCUGUUGUCUCAGAAGUAUUCAACCCCCUGAAUAGAUUCCCUCACAACAGCACAAAAUGCGUGAGCUGGCUAGGGGUUUGUUGAGUGUUACGUUUGACUGCAUGUUAGAAAUAUGCAAUAUUAUAAGUAAAAAAAAAAAAAAAAUGGUCCACAAAGUUAAGGAAUCCCCACCCUUCAAAAACAAGGAACAUGAUACAAAAAGAUAGCAAAGGCACUAUAUGUUCCUAGCGAUGCCGUUGUAAGCAUCGUUUGCAAGAUCAAAGUUGAUGGAACAGUGGUUACUCUACCUGGACAGAGCAGAAAGAGGAAGCUAUCAAUUGUGACUAGCAGAUUUCAGAGAAGACCGGCUAAAAGCUAUCAAUUGUGACUAGCAGAUUUCAGAGAAGACCGGAAAAACCCUUAAGUGACUGCAAAAGAACUGCAGCAAGACUUGGUGGCAACAAGCACUGAGGUUUGAGUGAGUACCACAAGGCGCAUGCUAAACGCAGAAGGUUUCCGUGCCAAAACUCCAAAACGUACAUCACUAACGAUCCAAAAGCACAAGAAGUCUGCUCCCAUAUCCUCAAUAUCAUAUAAAUACGUUUUUUUAAUUCUGUUCUGGGGAGUGAUGAAACAAAACUGGAACUUUUCGGCCCAAUGGAUCAACUGUAAGUCUGGAGGAAGAAUAAUAAUAGUCUAUACCAAAAAACAGCAUUGUGGGGGCUCAGUGCUGCUCUACGGCUGCUUUACAUCCUCUGGCAUGGGAAAUCUGCAGCGUGUGGAAGUCAAGAUGGAUUCAUUGAAGUAUCAGGAAAUCUUAGGAGAAAACGUCAUGCGAUCUGUGAGGAAGCUGAAGCUUGAGUAUCAUUGGACCUUCCAGCAAGUCAAUGAUCCCAAGCAUACCUCAAUUUUCACCAAGGCUUGAUUGCAAAAGAAGUCCUGGAAAAUUCUAUUGUGGUCAUCAGUCACCUGACUUGAACCCCAUAGAAAAUCUCUGGUGGAGUUUGAAGAAAGCGGUUGCAGCACAUGAUUGUACUAACCAGAACAAAUGCAAUAAGCUGUAGUUGUUCUGGCGACUAUAGUGUCCCUUUAACUUAGUAGGCAUUUCACUCAAAUUUCUGUAGUUUCCACUUGCAUCCUGUCCAAACAGAGAAUAUGAUUGUUUAUUUUUGUUUAUUGAUUAGAGCCUUGCUUAAAGGGACACUAUAAUCACCAGAACAACUGCAGCUUAUUGUAUUUGUUCUGGUGAAAAGAAUAAUUCACUUCAGGCUUUUUGCAGUAAACCGUGUCUUUUCAGAGAAAAUGCAGUGUUUACAUUACAACCUAGUGAUAACUCUACUGGCCACUACUCAGAUGGCUACAAGAGUUGCUUCCUGGGGCAGUACUGCCUAGUGUGCAGCACUGCCAUUCAGUAUCUCCACCUUCUGCAUGCAGACACUGAACUUUCCUCAUAGAGAUACAUUGAUUCAAUUCAUCUCUAUGAGGAGAUGCUGAUUGGCCAUGGCUGUGUUUGACUUGUGCUGACUCUGCCCCUGAUCUGCCUCCUUGACAGUCUCAGCCAAUCCUAUGGGGAAGCAUUGUGAGUGGCUGAGGCCACCACUUCUGAUGAUGUCAGCAGACAGAGGCAGUUCAGGGUCAUAGCCAGCAGCUUCAAACUUGAAUACAAGUAAGAUUUUGGUUGGUUUUAACAAUAUAGGGUCAGGAGUAAAUGUUUGUGUUCCUGACCCUAUAGUGAUCCUUUAAGCUAACAUUUUUUUUAUUUUUUUUAAAUCUAUAGAUUUAUUUUUAUUUGUUUGUGUGUACGUUAUAGAUAUUACAGUAUGUGCCUAAAAUGUAGUUCCAUUUUCUUUUCUUUUUUUCCCCCAAGGUGAACGCAGCUUAAGCGGAAAGUGUCAGUGUUUUGUGGAACUUUCUACUCAGCCCAUAACUGUGUGCCAUGGAUCUGCCCCUUCUCGUGACGAGUCUCACGCAAACGCUGCUAAAAACGCAUUGGAGUACCUGAAGCUCAUGGCAGGCCAGAAGUGAGUCAGGUUGGGGAGGCAUAUUCGUACCUGCCUCCCCAUUCCCUCGUAAUUUAUCUCACAGCUAAAUUUCCUUAUUUCAGCUAUGUGAAGACUGCACCAGCCUGUCAUUCCUAAAAUCUCAUCCCACAGUAUGGUAUUAAGGAACAGGCCAGCAGGUCUCCAGCUCCUGCAAACCAAAGGGCUGCACGCUCUGCUACAGCUGAAAAGAAUCUGGGCUGGUAUCCCUGUAUCACUACCACUACUGAACUUGUAAAGUAGCAAUUAUUUGGCAUUCGGUUUUGUUGUUUUUUUCCCAUUUGCUCACUCCUAAAUCAUUGUGUUAAUGCGAAUACUGGAAAGGAGAUGCUUUCCUAUAUUGACUUCAAGCAAAAUUUUAAUUUAUCGAUUCUCAGGAACCUUACAAGGCAACAUUUGAACAAGCAUGUAUAUUCAUACUUGCACUAAAACCCUGGUCAGCCAUUGUGAUGAAAGCAUGGUCUGUUUACAAAAGGAGAAUUGCAACAGUGUACAAUACAUUAGGAACACAUUGGGCAGUGAAGGCUCGUCCAUAGGGACAUUUGAGCAGCGCACCUCCAGAUAAUUGUUGUAAUAAUAAUAAUAAUAAAAUCUCUUGCCAGUGGUAAAAAGCGUGAAUUACUGACCUUGUUUCCCUUUGGGAAAAGUUAACUUGCAAAUUUUCAUUAUAAAUAGAAAACAUAUAAUACUGCAGUGCUUUGAUGUCCCUCCCCCUUCCUCCACCAAAGCAUAAACGGACUCAUUAAUUAUAAAGGAUGGCUGUAUGGAUAUGCUAUUGAGGGUAACUGGGAGAAUUUAAGUUGAUUUAAAAAAAAAAAAAUGUAUUUAUCCAAUUAGAGGGCACACUGGACUUGCUCAGUAUGCAUCUAGAAGUGAUUUUCAGAUGAGCGGCUAAAUUGGAUGCUGAGUGUAUGAUAGUUCAAAAAAAUCUCAUCCAUUACUUGCUAGUAACGCUUGAUGCAGUGCAUGGAGCUUAUCAUGCACAGGUUGUAAGUUUAAUUCCUUUUUUAUAUGCUCAUUCUAUAUACAUGAGAUUCUGAGGGUAUGAUUUAAACUCCUGCAUUUUUAUUUGUAAAGUGUUUUUUUUUUUUUUUUGCUAGUUCUGCUUCCAAAAGUGCAAUGUAGUUAUCGCAUGUAUGUUAACUUGCUAUAUUUAGUGGAAGCCCUCAUUAUGAAAACCUCAUUAAUUAUACUUAUUCAGUUUCUGUGGAGUGAACAUGCAACAGUGAAUAUUUAUUGUCUUGUGUGUUGAUCCAGGUAAAAUAAUUCACUGCAUGUAAUGUCUCCAGCAAUGUUUGAUUUAUCAGAUUUUUAUCAUAUUUAACAAAAAAAAUAGAGAAAAUAUUUCCCCAUAAGAUGAUUUGAACCCGGGUCACUAUAUCAAAAGUACAAGCUCCUAAACAGUAGGCUACAGUGGAACUCACAAAGUGUCAGUGCUAUGUUUUGAUUAGAGCCUUGCUUAAAGGGACACUAUAGUCACCAGAACAACUACAGCUUAUUGUAGUUGUUCUGGUGAGUAUAACCAGCCCUUUCAGGCAUUUUGCAGUAAACACGGUUUUCUUUCAGAGAAAAUGCUGUGUUUACAUUAUAGCCUAAGGAUACCUCUACUGGCCACUAAUCAUAUGGCUACUAGAGGUGCUUCCUGGGGCAGUGCUUUACAGUGUGCAGCACUAACAUUCAGUCUCUCCACCUUCUACACGGAGACACUGAACUUUCCUCAUAGAGAUAGAUUGAUUCAAUGAGGAGAUGGUGGUUGGCCAGGGCUGUGUUUGGCUUGUGCUGGCUGUGCCCCUGAUCUGCCUCCUUGACAAGCUCAGCCUAUGGGAAAGUAUUGUGAUUGGCUCAGAUCACCACUUCUAAUGAUGUCGGUGAAGGAGGCAGAUCACGGGCAGACUGAAAUAAAGGUAAGAUCUUAUUAAAUUGAGGGGGGCUGUUUGUAUUCCUGACCCUAUAAUGUUCCUUUAAUGUCAGCACUGUGUGUGGCUGUGCCAUCCAAUAGGAACACUGUGUGCAUUUUAAAAAAUGUCUUCCUCGUGUCAGCUCUAUAUGUGUCUGAUGAAAAUGUGUUUCACAAACUUCAGCACUGUGUGCCUUCUGGGAAUGUUUCUCCCAGACCUACCACAUUAUUUGUUUCUAUUUAACCGUGCUGCCAGACUGAGCUUUCCAGGUACUUUUCUAUUAUUGUUUUGUUCUGUAUCCUCAAGUCUAAUUUUUUAACUUGGAUUUUUCUGUGACAAUUGUAAUAAUCUAAUAUUUUAACAUAAUUUAUUGUGCCAAAGUAGGAAUGGUGUAACUCAUUAACCUUGGUAAUUUCCUGCAUGAUAAUUCAUAAACCUUAGCAAUUUCCUGUAUACUUAGUAAUACAUAAUUUUAUUAAAGACACCAAGGCUUCUAUUAUGCAUUAUUUCUUUAUUUUCCUUCAACAGCAAAAAAAAAAAUGAUGAGAGAAAAUCAUCAGUAAAACACAACAUUGACUAGCAACACUGCAAC